CAAGGGUUACCAUCUGGUGAAGACUAUUAUUGACAGCUGCGUGGUGUCCUCGUCUUGACACUCCUUUUUUUGUUUGAAUCCAGGAUAACUGACCGUCCGGGUCUCUCCUGGACCCCUCGAGGACUCGAACUUCACAAUAAACCAUCGCAAUGCGGCCAACGUCGUUCCCAGCGGCCGCGUUGCUGACGCUGGGCCUACUGCCCGUGGGGAUACUAGGUGGUAUUCUGCAGACAGAAGGGUUCUCAACAUGCUUGCCGGCCUCUGUCAUCACGGUUGACCAGCUGGAUGUGACGUAUAAUAGUGGCAGCCAAAUUGUGACAUUCGACCUGGCUGGAACCAGCACGAAGGAAGAGGAAGUGAUUGUCUCUCUUGCUAUCUCUGCAUACGGCAACCAAGUGUACUCGAAGUCUUUUGAUCCUUGCGACCCCGCCACAAAGGUUGAGAAAAUGUGUCCUGUGCCCGCGGGUACUUUCCAGGCAUCGGGCUCGCAAGCGAUUCCUGCUCAAUUCGCAUCUCAGAUCCCUUCCAUUGCGUUCAGCAUUCCUGAUUUUGAGGGCGAGGUUAAACUUGAAUUGAAAGCUAAGGACACCGGCAGUGAUAUUGUUUGCAUUCAAUCGGGUGUCACCAAUGGGAAGUCAGCACAAGUGAAAGGUGCCACCUAUGUCACAGCGGGAAUCGCAGGUGCUGCUUUGGCAAUGUCAAGUAUUUCUGCUCUGGGUGCUGGUGCUGCAGGCCAUGGUGCUGCCUCGGCCAGUAUAUCAGCGCACCCUGGGUUUGGGGAUGUGAUGGGUUGGUUCCAUGUGAUGGCCACCAACGGAAUGCUCAGCGUCGACUACCCAUCCAUUUACCGUAGCUUCACCAGAAAUUUUGCAUGGAGCACUGGCGUCAUUCCGUGGAACAGCAUGCAGAUAUCCAUCGACAAUUUCAGGAACCACACGGGUGGUAACCUGACUGACAACAGCUUUGAGUUUCUGUUCAACAGUACCGUCGCGGACAAAGACGGUACCACGUUGAAGUCCGCGGGAGUUGCCAAACGUACGCUUGACUUCCUCGUCGACCCUGGUCAUAUCUUCCCUCGAGACGUGAGCUCGUCCGUGAAUGGAACAGGAAACGCUACUGCUGCGAGCGGUAGCGGCGACGGAGGAAUCAAUCACGUCGUCUCCGGAAUUCAGGCUUACGUCGAAGAGCUCUCGAUCCCCCAAGCCAACGUGUUCAUGACUAUCCUGCUCAUUUUUGCCAUCGUUAUCGCUUCAAUCGCUGCGGGCAUUCUACUUUGCAAGGUCAUCCUGGAAGUGUGGGCCAUGUACGGCACUUUCCCUGAAAAGCUGUCGAACUUCCGCAAAGACUAUUGGGGUCUUCUCGCCCGCACAAUCACGAACUUGAUCCUUAUCAUGUACGGCAUGUGGACCCUUUACUGUGUCUUCCAGUUCACUCGCGGCGACUCAUGGGCUGCCAAACUUCUCGCUGCGGUUACGCUGGCCAUAUUCACUGCAGUUCUCGGAUUCUUCAGCUUCCGGAUUUGGCAGAUUGCCCACAAGUAUAAGAAGGCCGAAGGUGACACAUCGCGUUUGUUCGAAGAUCAGGAGACUUGGCGCAAAUACAGUCUCUUCUAUGAUAGUUACAAGAAGGAUUACUGGUGGAUCUUUGUCCCUACGAUUGCCUACAUGUUCACUCGGGGUUGCAUCAUUGCCGCAGGUGAUGGCCACGGCCUCUUCCAGUCCGCUGGCCAACUUAUUGUGGAGGCAUUGAUGCUGAUACUCUUGGUCUGGAGCCGCCCGUACGAGGCCAAGUCCGCUAGAUGGAUCAACAUUACCAUUCAGGCUGUCCGUGUACUUUCAGUUGCCUGCGUCUUGGUCUUCGUCCAAGAGCUCGGAAUCUCCAAGACCACCAAGACAGUCACAGGCAUUGUUCUGAUCGCAAUCCAGUCAACGCUCACUGGAGUACUGGCGAUACUGAUCGCCGUCAAUGCCGUUAUUGGCUGCAUCAGGGAGAAUCCCCACGCGAGACGCCGAAGGGAAGCUGAAAAAUUAAACCGUGACUUUGACGACUUGACGCCGCUCGAUGCGCGUAACUCUCUGCUCAUGGACCGCCCUUCAACUAAGCAUGGUCUCGAUGACCAGGGAAUGAACAAGUUUAACUACACCGGCCCUUACGCGCCUUACCGAGACUCCGUUCCUCGAUCACGACACCAUGCGACAGAAAGUACUGACCGACUGAUUAACUCCGAGGAGGUGGAUGUGAAACAUACUCGGAGCUCCAGUCGCGAGAGCCGCGGACGCAGCCCAUCUCCAAAUGCAGAGAAGCCUGCUCCUUAUGGCGUUGCGCUCUGAGUUAUGUAAAAGAAAAAAGAAAAAAAAAGUGAAAAAUCACCACAACCUCCUGAAAGCCGCCUGAAAGCAGAGAGGGCGAGCGGAGCUUUUUGAUCGGGAUGCUUUCGGCUACUCUUCACUUUAGCGUGCUCUUCAUACUGUCCUAUUAUGUUCUCAAAUUCCCCCUUUCGCCAUGCUAUCCGGACCUGUCCCCUAUAUCACUGAACU
Messenger RNA from Paecilomyces variotii, 2537 nucleotides. RefSeq lists its product as hypothetical. The record is from RefSeq and is a predicted model, not a curated record. Bases 150 to 2330 code for a protein of 726 amino acids. Lineage: Eukaryota; Fungi; Ascomycota; Eurotiomycetes; Eurotiales; Thermoascaceae. The transcript is spliced from 3 exons. Gene Ontology annotation, biological process: fungal-type cell wall biogenesis; transmembrane transport.